AUGUGGGGGUCACAAUGCACCACCAAAUACGUUUCCAUCCGCUUCCUUUUGUUCCUCUCCCUCUCCCUCUUCCUGCAUCUUCCUGCAUCUUUUCACUUCGCCUCAUCCCGGGCUCUUUUUCUCCAUCACUAUCCCCGGACCGUUCCCCUCCCCCUCCACGCUGAGGAGAAGGGAGGGAGGGCGGAGGACAGCGUGCAGCCUGCUUCUUUUGGAAAAGUGUCCGUGCGUGGAGGCUGUGUCUUUGUCAGCCAUAUUUACCCAGGCUGA
Messenger RNA from Knipowitschia caucasica, 267 nucleotides. The record is from the annotation of a GenBank genome assembly. NCBI's taxonomy places the organism in Eukaryota, Metazoa, Chordata, Actinopteri, Gobiiformes, Gobiidae.